This is a messenger RNA of Cooperia oncophora, 444 nucleotides long. The record is from the annotation of a GenBank genome assembly. Lineage: Eukaryota; Metazoa; Nematoda; Chromadorea; Rhabditida; Trichostrongylidae.
AAACUAUCGUCUGCCAUUCAUGUGGGGGCGUUUUACUCCCAAAGGCAAAAGCGUGAGUAUAGUAACAUCAUUUAUGGCAGAAAUCUCACACUCGCUCAGGAACAGGAGAAAAUCGCUGCUUGGGCAAAAAAGUAUAAUCGCACAGAGCAGGUGAAGAAAUUCAGAGCCGAAAGUGAUGCAAGCUUCAAACAGCUCGAGCAGCGGAUCAUCAAAGUGUUCGAAUCUUUACCAGCCACCUUCCAAGAGUACCUGAAAAUCCUGAAAAGUGCAGACAAAACCAUGGCUGAGAUAAAGAAAAUAAAAAAAAAAAAAAAAAAAAAAAAAAAAAAGAAGUCUGAGAAGCCCUACCACCCUACAAAAAGAAUAAUGGUGGAAACAUACAUUUCGCCAUGCCACGUAGCCAUCUACCUUGUGAGAGCCCCUUCCCUACCGAAUGAGUUGUGA